Molecule: messenger RNA, 606 nt
Organism: Anopheles marshallii
Lineage: Eukaryota; Metazoa; Arthropoda; Insecta; Diptera; Culicidae
Exons: 2
Coding region: 1-606 (201 amino acids)
Source: RefSeq, a predicted model, not a curated record
AUGGUGUCAUUUGGAUUCCUCCGCAGGUUGACAGGGCAUUUAGUAAUUAGUAUUGUUUUAACUUCGAUACUAAACAUUGUGUCACCUAGCAACACGGGUACUGCUCCGUAUUCUUUGAAAGUUAAGAAAUAUGUCUGCAUCGGUACACCGUACAAAGAGUCGACGCUUUAUUCGUGUAAAAGUAUCCUGCGCAGAAACGCGCCCACUUUGGUCCAAUUGACAUUAAAUGUUCCGAAACUGUACAGCAACGUUGUAGUGAAAGUUAUGAUGUUCUAUAAAUUCAGCACUUACCAGCCAUUUAUGAUCACUAUAGUAGGAAACGCUUGUGAAUUCAUUCGACAUCCGCCUGAAUUCGGUAUUGAAAAACACGUGUACGGUGUAAUUGAGGAAACAGCGCCAGAGUUGCUAGCUCCGUGCCCGAUAGGGAACCGUAUCUACAACAUUACUUGGUACCUUGAAGAACGACACGCGCCGAAGCACCUUCCAGCAGGGGAAUACAAAAUACAAUUCCAGCUGACAAUCCAACCCAACGUCACCUUAUUUGCGAUGGAUGUAUAUGUCGUAGUUCGUAAUGUUGGCAUUGUUUCCACCUUCAUUACCAAAUAA